Molecule: messenger RNA, 2828 nt
Organism: Gymnodraco acuticeps
Lineage: Eukaryota; Metazoa; Chordata; Actinopteri; Perciformes; Bathydraconidae
Gene: cerk
Product: ceramide kinase
Exons: 13
Coding region: 90-1805 (571 amino acids)
Molecular function (GO): kinase activity
Source: RefSeq, a predicted model, not a curated record
UUGACUCAACACUUUCCGGCUCCGAGCAGCGGUCUGUGGAGCGGCUUAACAAAGUUAACAUGGUAUAUCAUCGGACGAUAGCGUAACUAAUGACACGUUUAAGCGAUAUUAUGGAGACUCAAGACAGACUACUGUUUUCGAAGCUUUUUCACAAGCAUAGACAGGUAGAAGUUACUUUAAACCGCAGUGUUUUGGCUUGGAAGGAAACUGAGAAGAGCCGAAAACGAAGCUCUGGCAUCAGCAACAGGGCUGAAACAGCACACAUCCAUGCUCUGCAAGUGUGUGAGAUAGUGGCUGUCCACACCAAAGAUGAUGACCAAGACAACAAAGAGACUAGAAGGAGUCGGGCGGAAGCAAAGCAGACCUCCCGGCUGCAUCCCCAUGCUUUCACAGUUUCCUAUAUCAGAAGAACAAGGCAGCACCAGUGGUGCUGCAGUGAAGUGAUUUUCCACUCUGCCAACCAGGCACUCAGCGAGCAGUGGAUCAAAGUUAUCAAUGAGCAACUGGCAUUACUCACCCACCGACCGAAGAGCCUUCUGGUGUACAUCAAUCCGUACGGGGGAAAGCGGCGCGGGAAGCGUAUUUACGAGCAGAAGGUGGCCCCACUGUUUGGCCGCGCCUGCAUCUCAACCGACGUGAUUGUUACAGAGCGAGCCAAUCAUGCCAGGGACCACUUGAAAACGGAGGCCAAUCUAGAUAAAUAUGACGGGGUGGUGUGUGUGGGUGGAGAUGGGAUGUUCAGUGAGAUCCUGCACGGAUUAAUCAGCAGGACCCAAACAGACAACGGCGUGGACCCGAACCAACCGGAUGCUGAGUUGGUACCGUGUUCUGUGCACAUCGGGAUCAUUCCUGCUGGGUCCACUGAUUGUAUCUGCUUUGCCACAGUGGGAACCAACGAUCCAGUUACUUCUGCUUUACACAUCAUUGUGGGUGAUUCCCAGCCGAUGGACGUGUGCUCAGUUCACCACAACGACAGCUUUCUCAGAUACUCUGUCUCGUUGCUUGGAUACGGUUUCUAUGGUGAUGUACUGAAAGACAGCGAAAGGAAGAGAUGGAUGGGUCCCGCUAGAUAUGACCUGUCAGGCGUGAAAACCUUUCUGAGUCACAACUACUAUGAAGGCUCCAUCUCUUUCCUCCCCGCUGAGAACAACAUGGGGGAUCCCAGAGACAAGCUGCAGUGUCGAUCCGGGUGCAGCGUCUGUCAGCAUAAGCCCUCAUCAAAGGACACGCAGUGGGAGAUGUCAGAGGAGAAGGAAAUGUCUGAUAAAGUUGGUGGUUGGAGGACUAUCCGUGGAAAGUUCAUUGCAAUAAAUGCGGCCAGUAUGAGCUGCGCGUGUCCCCGCAGUCCAAAGGGUCUGUCGCCCUCUGCCCACCUGGCUGACGGCACCACAGACCUCAUCCUGGUCAGGAAGUGCUCCCGUCUGGACUUCCUCACGCAUCUCCUUCGACACACCAACAAAGAAGACCAGUUUGACCACUCGUUUGUAGAGGUCCACCGGGUGAGGAGGUUUAAUUUCCAGCCACAGCAAAAUGAGAUGCAUUCUCUAGAAGACCUGACUGAGACUCCAAAGAAGACGGGCUUCAGGCCCAUAUGCUCUGCUCAAACAAACUACAACUACCAGGACUCCCACAGCAGCUGGAACUGCGACGGGGAGAUUCUACCUCACGCUGCCAUCCGUGUCAGUGUCCAGCCCCAGUUGAUCAGGCUGUUUGCCCGGGGUAUCGAGGAGCAGCAGCAGAGUUUGUUAGAAGACCCUUGCACACUGUGGGCAUUGGAACCAAACACACACUAUUCAGUGGACUGAGAGCUGGAUCGGACAAUUAGCUGCUAGGAAACAAAAACUGAGUUGGUAAUAUUGUCCUGGAAUAUCAAAAAGUAUGAACCACAAACGAUGGCAUCCUAUCUCUCCUUAGUAACUUCAACAAAAAUAGCAGGAAGUCCUCUCAAUACCCUCAAAGGUGUGGCUGCCAUCCCCAGCCAUUAAGAGGAAAAAGUUAUUUUGCACUCUUUGUUGUCACUAAGGAGAUCCAGCACUCAGAUCUCCUUGCUGCGCUUGGGGCUUUAAUGUGCAAAAUUGCAUCAUGCAGCUUUAACCCAAAACUGACACAGCUGUUAGUGCCAGCACUGCCACAUUUCAAACCUCCAUUUCCGUUCUUUUAUCUGUACUUUUUGGAAAAAGGCAGAUUUCGAAGCUCAGAGGAUCUCAAGGCGCCAGAUGAAACGGAGCUGAACAGGACUGAUCUGGACUCAGCCACCACAAUCGGCGGGAGGGUUUUAUACUGCCAUGAAGGAGAACACAAACAGGAUGUCUCCCCGUGUAGCAAAGAGAGACAGCCAAGGAGAUGAUGCUUUAUUUUGGGGAAAGAGGAAGAAAGGCCUGGAAAGCAAGCAGCCAAACUGGAUAGACAUGAAACGCCACAUGCAAUCCGAUCAUCCCUUUUUGGGAGAGAAAUAACAUUUCAUCUGUGACCCAGGUGAGAGCCGAUAUGAGCCAGGGGCACUAAUGAAAAGAGCUGAAUACCCUGCUAAUACACUAACAGGACCCUGGUGGAUUCUGGGUAAUAAGGCAAAGUGGUUGCUAAGUGAUUUGGUGUGUCUCAGCACUGCUGCGGUGCACCUGUGGCUCUGAACGCUGCUCCUCCCUGGCCAAAAAACACUGAAAGUUGAAUCAUCAUUUGGUAUUAGCCAGGCUCAGAAUUCUUCACAGUUUUAUUAAAGAUUAUGUAUUGUAUGGCUGCUAAAUUAACCUUUUGUGUUCCCUUUUGUGAAGCAAAACCAUCAGAGAAUGCUAGCCUACUUUCACAUUUAUAAAAAUAGGUAUAUUAAA